This is a messenger RNA of Cervus elaphus (red deer), 979 nucleotides long. Its product is annotated as elongation factor 1-delta. The transcript has a single exon. Gene Ontology annotation, cellular component: eukaryotic translation elongation factor 1 complex; cytosol. The record is from RefSeq and is a predicted model, not a curated record. Bases 65 to 907 code for a protein of 280 amino acids. Gene Ontology annotation, molecular function: translation elongation factor activity; guanyl-nucleotide exchange factor activity. Lineage: Eukaryota; Metazoa; Chordata; Mammalia; Artiodactyla; Cervidae. Gene Ontology annotation, biological process: translational elongation.
UCCUCUGCCGUUGCGCGCCGCCUAACCCUGCUCGUUGGUCGCCGCGUCCUUGGCUGGCGUAAAAAUGGCCACAAACUUCCUCGUGCAUGAGAAGAUCUGGUUUGACAAGUUCAAAUAUGACGAUGCAGAAAGGAAGUUCUACGAGCAGAUGAACGGGCCCAUGGCUGGCUCCUCACGCCAGGAGAAUGGCGCCAGUGUGAUCCUCCGUGACAUUGCGAGAGCCAGAGAAAACAUCCAGAAGUCUCUGGCUGGAAGUGCAGGCCCCGGGGCCUCCAGCGGGCCCAGUGGAGACCACAGUGAGCUGGUCACCCGGAUUGCCAGCCUGGAAGUAGAGAACCAGAGCCUGCGAGGGGUGGUGCAGGAUCUGCAGCAAGCUGUCUCCAAGCUGGAGGCACGGCUGAGUGCCCUGGAGAAGAGCUCGCCUGCCCACCGGGCCACCACUCCACAGACCCAGCACGUGUCUCCCAUGCGCCAAGUGGAGCCACCCAGCAGGAAGGCGGCCACCGCCACGGAGGACGAUGAGGAUGACGACAUUGACCUGUUCGGUAGCGACGAGGAGGAGGACAAGGAGGCUGCCAGGCUGCGUGAGGAGAGGCUGCGGCAGUACGCAGAGAAGAAGGCCAAGAAGCCUGCCCUGGUGGCCAAGUCCUCCAUCCUACUGGACGUGAAGCCUUGGGAUGACGAGACGGAUAUGGCCCAACUGGAGGCCUGCGUGCGCUCCGUCCAGCUGGACGGGUUGGUCUGGGGGAGCUCCAAGCUGCUGCCUGUGGGCUACGGCAUCCGAAAGCUGCAGAUCCAGUGUGUGGUGGAGGACGACAAGGUGGGGACAGACCAGCUGGAAGAGGAGAUCACCAAGUUCGAGGAGCACGUGCAGAGUGUCGACAUUGCUGCUUUCAACAAGAUCUGAGCCCUGGCCUGAGCCUGUGCAGCCUUGCAGCCAAUAAAGACAGAUAGAUUCCAAAAAAAAAAAAAAAAAAAC